Molecule: messenger RNA, 675 nt
Organism: Phyllotreta striolata
Lineage: Eukaryota; Metazoa; Arthropoda; Insecta; Coleoptera; Chrysomelidae
Source: the annotation of a GenBank genome assembly
AUGUCGUUACCGGGUAAUGCUAUGGACUCGCUCAGCGCGGCGUUAAAGUGCAACAUAAUCCCGAAUCAGGAAUAUCUCCUGCAAGGUUCCGUUCUGGACCAGUACGUAGAAGUUCUGCUGCAUCGAUUAAGAGGCUUAUGCGACAACGUCGAUAGCGGCCCGGAGAGCUUCCACGAUCACGAGAUAUGUUUUUCUCUAAGGAUUCCGAACACAGCCGCCUCCACGCCGAUGCCUAUGUCUAUAUUUUCCCUGCGAGUGCGGAGAGCUUUGGACGUGAGCGAUACUCCCUACCAGCUACGGUACAUCGGUCAGCAGGAAUUGGGGGACAAAAACAGGCCUACGGUAGUUCGUUCUAGCAUAGAUAUGGCCUGUAGUUCGACGAUACUCGAAUUUCUCACUGAACUAGGAUGUCGUAUAGAGUUUGAAUACAUAGCGAGGGGGUACAUGUUUCGUAAAGGGAGGAUGAAGAUAACCGUUUCGAAGAUAUUCAAAAUGGGCGGUAAUAAACCGGAGAGCGUGGAGCCGAUAUCGCAGAGCUACUUGGUCGAGCUGUCCGUACUGGCUCCCUCAGGACAGGAUGCUAUAGGAGAAGAUAUGAGAAUCUUCGCAGAGCAAUUGAGGCCUCUAGUGCAGUUAGAGAAAAUCGAUUACAAACGUUUAGGAAAUAUUAUGUGA